AUUAUAGUUUUUCAGUGCUGAUAGUAAUAUCGGAACGCAAACUUUUGAAUUUAGCUUUCUUCCUCCAUAUCUAUAUGCUUUAAGCUUUCCGAACACAGUAUGAAUUCUGCUUAAUUCUUAUUAAAGAAACUCUAGCUGGUAUUGGAGUUGUUUAUCUUUCCUCUUACAUCAUGAUUCGUUGCAGUUACUUAUGUGUGGUCGUUCGAUGUGGUUUGUUCUUGACUUGUGAAGUCUUGAAAGCAGUGAAGUCUCCGGUGCAAUAAAAAUUAUGCGUGUGUGCCGUUGGUCGAACAUCACGCAUCGUUGAACAAAUCGCGCGUUUACUCCGGUAGUCCGGUGUCGUUUGUGGCGAUCUUCGUCUCGGGUGCAUCUGAAUUAUAACAUUGUUCAGUAUUUGGUUUACCGCAGUCGAAAGUGACAAGCAGUGACGAAUGAAUUUACAUAAUAAAUUCAGCACACUCGAUGCUGCCUCGAUUGCGAAGGCCACGUUAAUUAUCGGAAUAAUAUCAUCAGCAUAGUCAAUAAGUGAAUCCCACAAUACAAAAAAUGUUCGAAGCAAUUUAUUAAUCGAGCCAAUUUUUUUUAUUUUUUCACAUGCUUUAAAAUACUGAUCGACAAGAUCUGCAUCGAUCGAAACAAAUGAUAAUCUGAAGGAGCACAGUCUGAUGAAUAGGCGGCGUGUGACUACCGUCCGAGCUGGCUCAUGAAUCUUUCCUCCCUACCAGAGUAUCUCACCGAUUAGCAUAGCGUGUGUAUAGAGUGGACAUCCGGGAAGUGUGACCCCGAAGACCUAGUGAUCGAAUCCGACGACCAGGUUUUUUUUACAACCCGAUCUUUUUCGUUCAACAGUUGCACGAACAAGGAGUCGAUAUGGAUCAGGUCUACGUAGACAGAGAGACUGGCGAAGAUCUGAUUCACUCACUUUACGAUUGUGAUAUUUGUCGUUCGAUUGAAUCCGCAACAGUAAACGAUGCGGAAACUGGGGAGCCAGAAAUCAACCUUGCGGAUCACGCGACGAUCGGAUGUCAUCUUAGAAGAGUACCAUUUCAGAUACCGAAAGAAGUAAAGGAAAAGACAUUGAAGAAACGCUAUCUGGAACUGGAGCCAGUUCCAACAGGUGCUUCUUUCGGUCAGAUCAAUCCUGUCUGUUUGUUUUUACCGGCAAUCAUCUAUUUCCGUUGGUUCCUCGCUUUAUUGAUGCUCUUGGAGGUCAUUUUGCACAUGUGGGCGCAUCACAAGAACAAGACCCUAAAAAAUGCCAACGUAUACUUCCGCUCACCGUUUCACGAUAUCUCUGCCGAAUUCUGCGCCCUUUGUCAGAAUGAAACAUGCAUGAAUCGCGUCGGUAAGAUGCACCAAGUCCGAAUGCACAAGUUUCUGCGACAGUGCAACUAUAUGAAGAGAGUUGUGACGUGAUUCGAGCGAAAGUGUAUCCAGUGGAAUCAUUAAAUUUUAAAACGAUGACAGUAAUUAUAAUUACUUUGAACUUGCCCAAAGUUGUUUUACGUGAAAUAAAUAUUAUAUUUUAUAUAUCAUAUUUUAAAUAUAUUAUAGUGUUACAUAUAAUGUUAUAUAUAUUAUGGCUGUUAUUUUUAUUCUUUAUGGUGAUAUUUGUUGACCGUUAAAAAUUUUUGUGUUAAGUUUUUAUAUCUUUCAUAUAUAAAAGUUAAGAUAUAUGCAUGUAUUUCUUAGAAAAACACAGGACAAGACAAUAAGAACAUUACAGCAUGUUCAACAGACAAAGCAGAUCAAUGAGCAUUCAGUGAUUUUUUAACAUAUUAAUAUCAUAAUUGGUUCUUGUCUUUAGUUCUUCACUGAAUCUAGAAGUAGAAAAUAGUCAUUAUAAAGAAUUAUAAAGAAGUAAAUAAUAAAUUUAAAAAAUUGAAAUAAUAUGUAAUUUUGAACGCUCACUAAUCUGCUUUGUCUGCUAAAUACGCUCAUUAUAACAUACUUAAUAUGAGUUUUAUAUUAUCAUUUUUGUAUAAAAAAAUUUUUAAAAGACUUAUAUUAAAAUUCUUUUAGUAAAAUAUAAAUACAGAAUAAAUUAUUGUAUUAUAUUAAAGCUUUUGCUUUCUUUCUGCAAUCACAUUAAAUGAUGUCAAACAAAACAUAUUUUUGUCUUGCGUGAUACAGAAAAUUUUAACCCACAUUUUAAACUAUUACCUCUUUUACUUUUACUAGAUAGGGUCAAAUCAAAAAUAUGUACAGAUAAAAAUUGUAUGGUCUAAAAGGGAAUAAAUAAUAAAAUUAAUUUUAAAAAA
Monomorium pharaonis (pharaoh ant) is the source of this 2261-nucleotide messenger RNA. RefSeq lists its product as uncharacterized. Lineage: Eukaryota; Metazoa; Arthropoda; Insecta; Hymenoptera; Formicidae. The record is from RefSeq and is a predicted model, not a curated record. The transcript has 5 exons. Bases 871 to 1416 code for a protein of 181 amino acids.